Messenger RNA from Acomys russatus (golden spiny mouse), 2750 nucleotides. RefSeq names its product leucine rich repeat containing 8 VRAC subunit C (gene Lrrc8c). Gene Ontology annotation, molecular function: protein binding. NCBI's taxonomy places the organism in Eukaryota, Metazoa, Chordata, Mammalia, Rodentia, Muridae. The record is from RefSeq and is a predicted model, not a curated record. The coding region runs from base 22 to 2433 and encodes 803 amino acids. The transcript has 2 exons.
CUCUCCCCCUUCCUCAGAAACAUGAUCCCGGUGACAGAGUUCCGGCAGUUCUCCGAGCAGCAGCCAGCCUUCCGGGUGCUGAAGCCAUGGUGGGACGUGUUCACGGAUUACCUCUCGGUCGCCAUGCUGAUGAUCGGAGUGUUUGGAUGUACUUUACAGGUCAUGCAGGACAAGAUCAUCUGCCUUCCGAAAAGAGUGCAGCCUGCUCAGAACCACUCUUCCUUUCCCAACGCCUCCCAGGCAGUUAUGAGCACCACCCCGCUGCCUCCACCCAAAGCCUCUCCAACCAACCCCGCCACGGUGGAGAUGAAGGGCCUGAAGACGGACCUGGACCUUCAGCAGUACAGCUUCAUCAACCAGAUGUGCUACGAGCGGGCCCUGCACUGGUACGCCAAGUACUUCCCGUACCUCGUGCUCAUCCACACGCUGGUCUUCAUGCUGUGCACCAACUUCUGGUUCAAGUUCCCCGGCUCCAGCUCCAAGAUAGAGCACUUCAUCUCCAUCCUGGGCAAGUGCUUCGACUCGCCGUGGACCACACGGGCUCUCUCCGAGGUGUCCGGGGAGGACUCGGAAGAGAAGGACAACAGGAGGAACCACGUGAACAGGUCCAACCCCGUCCCGUCUGGUCCCGAAGGCGGCCUGGUGAACGCCCAGUCCCUGAAGUCCAUCCCCGAGAAGUUUGUGGUUGACAAGUCUACCGCGGGAGCUCUGGACAAGAAGGAAGGGGAGCAGGCGAAGGCCUUAUUCGAGAAGGUGAAGAAGUUCCGGAUGCACGUGGAGGAAGGCGACCUGCUGUAUGCCAUGUACGUCCGGCAGACUGUGAUCAAGGUCAUCAAGUUCCUCAUCAUCAUCGCGUACAACAGCGCGCUGGUCUCCAAAGUCCAGUUUACGGUGGACUGUAACGUGGACAUCCAGGACAUGACGGGCUAUAAGAACUUUUCUUGCAACCACACCAUGGCUCACUUGUUCUCCAAGCUCUCAUUCUGCUACCUGUGUUUUGUGGGCAUCUACGGCUUGACGUGCCUUUACACCUUAUACUGGCUCUUCUACCGCUCCCUCAGGGAAUACUCUUUUGAGUACGUCCGGCAGGAGACUGGGAUCGACGACAUCCCCGAUGUGAAGAACGACUUUGCGUUUAUGCUCCAUAUGAUCGACCAGUACGACCCUCUCUACUCCAAGCGGUUUGCGGUGUUCCUGUCCGAGGUCAGCGAGAACAAGUUGAAACAGCUCAACCUGAACAACGAGUGGACCCCCGACAAGCUGAGGCAGAAGCUGCAGACGAACGCCCACAACCGCCUGGAGCUGCCUCUCAUCAUGCUCUCUGGCCUCCCGGACACCGUGUUUGAAGUCACGGAGCUGCAGUCCCUCAAGCUGGAGAUCAUCAAGAACGUCAUGCUCCCCGCCACCGUCGCCCAGCUCGACAACCUCCAGGAGCUCUCCCUGCACCAGUGCUCCGUCAAGAUCCACAGCGCGGCACUGUCUUUCCUCAAGGAGAACCUCAAGGUCCUGAGCGUCAAGUUUGACGACAUGAGGGAGCUGCCGCCCUGGAUGUACGGCCUCCGGAACCUGGAAGAGCUCUACCUCGUUGGCUCCCUGAGCCACGACAUCUCCAAGAAUGUUACCCUGGAGUCCCUGCGGGAUCUCAAAAGCCUUAAAAUUCUCUCCAUCAAGAGCAACGUCUCCAAAAUCCCUCAGGCCGUGGUGGACGUGUCCAGCCACCUCCAGAAGAUGUGCGUUCACAACGACGGCACCAAGCUGGUGAUGCUGAACAACUUGAAAAAGAUGACCAACCUGACGGAGCUGCAGCUGGUCCACUGUGACCUGGAGCGCAUCCCCCACGCCGUGUUCAGCCUGCUCAGCCUCCAGGAGCUCGACCUGAAGGAAAACAACCUGAAGUCGAUAGAAGAGAUCGUGAGCUUCCAGCACCUGCGGAAGCUCACCGUGCUCAAGCUCUGGCACAACAGCAUUGCGUACAUCCCCGAGCACAUCAAGAAGCUGACCAGCCUGGAGCGGCUCUUUUUCAGCCACAAUAAGGUCGAGGUGUUGCCUUCCCACCUCUUCCUGUGCAACAAAAUCCGAUACCUGGAUUUGUCCUACAACGACAUUCGCUUCAUCCCGCCCGAAAUCGGGGUUCUGCAGAGUUUACAGUACUUUUCCAUCACGUGUAACAAGGUGGAGAGCCUUCCCGAUGAACUCUACUUUUGCAAGAAACUUAAAACUUUGAAGAUUGGGAAAAACAGCCUCUCCGUGCUUUCGCCCAAAAUUGGGAAUUUACUAUUUCUGUCCUACUUGGACAUCAAAGGCAACCACUUUGAGACCCUCCCCUCUGAGCUGGGAGACUGCCGGGCUCUGAAGCGAGCCGGGCUGGUUGUGGAAGAUGCUCUGUUUGAGACGCUACCCUCGGAUGUCCGGGAGCAAAUGAAAGCAGAAUAACUUAUUUUUCAUCGAAAUAUGACUGAAACAUGCUUCUACCAAAUACAAUAUAAAGAAUUAGGUAGUCUUAAUGCCUUUCCUAUCUUAUUUUUGUUUUUGUUUUCCUUUUUCACACAAGACAUAAUGUACACAAAGAUUAAGUAAGGAGUAUGUAUUUUUUAAUAAAAUCUUAAUUGUAUUUUUUCAGUAUUGAUAUUUUAAAGUUCUGUUUGUCCUGGAAGCUAAAGCACCUGUUUUUGUUUCCUGCCAACAGGCACAGGAUAGGUCAUCUGGCUUUAGGCUUUCUUUUCUCACUUCAGUUUGUUCUUGUGAGAGAG